UGUAGUUUAGACCCCAUUCUAACAUUUCUUUCUAAACUCUCAGCACAGUCGCCCGUUUCCUCCCCUUCCCCUGUUCCAGCUCUCGCUUUGAUACAGCUGCGUGUAGUCUCUCUGCUGUUCACGGUGUUAACGUCGUUGCUGCGUCCGCUGUCCUGGUCGCUUCUUCUCUCUCCUCCGCCGCUCCCUCUGGUCUCGUCGCUGCGUCCGCUGGUCCUCGUCCUAAAUCACGCCGUUGCUUCUCCUUGCCGCUACGUCCUCAGUCAAUGCAGAUUAGUCAAGGGUUCUCUACAAGCUUUGGCAAAUAAGGUCUCAAAUGGACAAGGUAGUGGAGGCAGUGGAGACGGUGAAGAAGGAAUGGGAUGAAGCAUAUGCUAAAAUGCAAGAACAUAUCAGGGCAAUUGAGGAAUAUGGCAAAUCGAGGAGAGGAGAAGUAGCAGCUACCCAGGAGAAGAAUUCUCUUCCCAGAUUGAAUGGCUUGGCACAGGAUGGUUUGGCUUUGCUCCAGUCUUUGCAAUUUAAGCUUGAUCUUCUUGCCCCUCAGUUACCUACUGAUGAUGAAGUGAAAUCAGCGCAAGCGUCACUCGAAUCAUGGAAGAACCAAUGCCAAAAACUGCGGUUGAGUUUAAGAAAUGCUAAUUUGCAAGCCAAGGCAAACAUGAGGAAAGCUGCUCAGGAAGAGAGAGAACUUCUAUUGGGUGGUGGAGAAGAGUCAACAAUCCGCAGACGCAAUUUGCAAACAAAGGCUGGGAUGACAUCUGCAGCAGAAAGCAUCACCGAGAGCCUUCGCCGCACUCGUCAGCUAAUGGUUCAGGAGGUUGAAAGAAGUGCUAGCACACUCAUGACUUUUGAGGAAUCAACAGGUGUAUUAAGGAAGGCUGAAAGUGAAUAUAAGGGCCAUCGGUCAUUGUUGAUGCGGACCCGAAAUCUACUUUCCACAAUGCAACGUCAGGAUGUUCUUGAUAGAGUGAUACUUGCAGUAGGAUUUUUCUUGUUUACUUUUGCUGUUCUUUAUGUGGUUUCAAAGCGGAUUGGGCUGCUUAAGUUGCAGAGAACUGUCACCGCUGCCAUAAAGGCUGGUAUGGCUGGACAAGGUGAAAUGAGGCCAAGAGGAGUUGAAAAUGGUGUGGAUAUUGGUCAGGCUUACGGCAAUGUUGUUCGCAAGGUGGAGGUACCAUUAGGUCAGCCUAUGCAUGACGAACUUUGAGAUUGUAGUUCCUUCCCCAGCACCAGCACCAGCACCAGCACCAGCACCAGCACCAGCACCAGCACCAGCACCAGCCCCAGGCCCCCAUCCCUUCACUUUUUUUUUGGCUUAUAAAGAAAGGGAAGGGUGGUGUUCUCUGCUGGGACUUGUAUUUUUCUCCGCUAGAGCAUUAGGCUCUAAUGCAUUUUUUGCCUUUUCUUUUUCUUCCAAUUUUUGUUUUUGUAGAUAAAUUUGGUAAGUUUGUGAUCUAAUAUUCAACAAUGAGAUGGGCUCAUGAAACCUUGAGUACUGAACAAAACUAGGAAUGGAGCAGGUUGUGAAGUAAUGUGCACAAGCUACUAUAGCUUGAAUUCCCUAAGAAUUUUCUUAUUUGGGAAAGUGGAGUGGCAUUGAAUUUUAAGGGAGUUUAUGAAUGUGAGUGAGACUUUUUGGUUGAGCCCUAAAA
Molecule: messenger RNA, 1649 nt
Organism: Manihot esculenta (cassava)
Lineage: Eukaryota; Viridiplantae; Streptophyta; Magnoliopsida; Malpighiales; Euphorbiaceae
Exons: 8
Coding region: 314-1204 (296 amino acids)
Biological process (GO): retrograde vesicle-mediated transport, Golgi to endoplasmic reticulum
Cellular component (GO): endoplasmic reticulum; SNARE complex
Molecular function (GO): SNAP receptor activity
Source: RefSeq, a predicted model, not a curated record